AUGAAGAAUCCUGCAGUCCUUUCUUCUUCUUCUUCUUCUUCUUCUUCUUCUUCUUCUUCUUCUGUGUCCCUACAAGACCAACAUUCUCUCUUUCAUUACUCAUAUCUCUUCUUCCUUUCUUUUUUCCCUCACGCUGCCUUUCUCCUUUUCUUUUUCUUUUUCUGUUAUUUUCUUUUAAUUUUUAUGUUUUUUUCUCUUUCUUUUCUUACUUUCUCCUCUCAUUCUUUCAUUCUCUCUUUAAUCUUCUUCCCUUUCUAUGUCAUUCUCACCUUUUCUCUUCCUCCUUCCUCACGCUUUCUUUUUUUAUCACUAUUAUUUUCUUUUAAUUCUCUUUCUUUUUUCUAUUUCCUCCUCCUCUUUUCCUCGUUCUCUCUUUUCUACUCUUCUUCUUCCCUUUUCUCCUUCUCGCAGUUUCACUUUAUAUCCACCUUCUUUUUCUCUUUCAUCACACCCAUCAGUCCUUCCUUUCCUCAUUCCAUCAUACUAUCUUCCUCUUUUCGUUUUUCUUUUCCUCUUCCUGUUAUUUAUUUUUUUAACUUUCUAUUCCUUUCUCUUCCUUCUCUUCCGCCAUCUUCCUCCUAUCAUCUUAUAUCUGCUACCCAAAAAUUAUUUUAA
This is a messenger RNA of Acanthosepion pharaonis, 615 nucleotides long. NCBI's taxonomy places the organism in Eukaryota, Metazoa, Mollusca, Cephalopoda, Sepiida, Sepiidae. The record is from the annotation of a GenBank genome assembly.